This is a messenger RNA of Pteropus alecto (black flying fox), 9275 nucleotides long. RefSeq lists its product as uncharacterized. Gene Ontology annotation, biological process: proteolysis. Lineage: Eukaryota; Metazoa; Chordata; Mammalia; Chiroptera; Pteropodidae. Gene Ontology annotation, molecular function: serine-type endopeptidase activity. The transcript has 13 exons. The record is from RefSeq and is a predicted model, not a curated record. Bases 76 to 9141 code for a protein of 3021 amino acids.
ACUUCUUCCCCUCCCUAUCUGACCCUUUUAGCACCCAGUUCUCAAAAGCAGUGGUUAAACUCAUUGACCCCAAGGAUGACCUCAUUGUCAGUGUCCAACAACAUCCCAUGGCUAGUGCCCAUGCCUGAAACCUGUCAGGGCAUUGUUCUGAAUCAAUGGUGGAUCCUCUCAACAGCCAGCUGUCUGAUUAAACUGAAGCAUUUGCACUCUGAAAUUUCAGGAAUCAUUAACCAAGAAGAUACCUUAUUUGACCACAAACUAUGUCUGCACCCUGGGUUUGCUCCACAACUUGGAACAGAUCAAGUGAAAGGAAACAUAGGAGUGGUCCUCCUGCAAUACCCUAUCAGGAGAGAAGAAAUGCCACUUUCACCCACUUAUAACAUCUUCUGGAAGAGUUGUUAUAAUUGCCAGUACAGACACUGCAGGGUAUACCAAUAUCAGAACAGCAAUAUUUUGGGGACCAGUAUUAAGAAGCUGUCAGUUAAGCUGCUGGACCUCUCAUUCUGCCAAAAACAACAUCUCCACCUGACUGAAAGGAACAAUCUAUGCAUCUGGAGUCAAGCACAAGAAGAAUGCUGGGUACAGCAGGGCAGUCCUGUUCUCUGUCUCUUUAGCAACCAUUGGGAGCUGGUAGGCUUGGUCAGUGAGUCCUCAAUGGCCUGUUAUGAUCCUAUUCUUGUCAUCAAGAUGGCCCCAUACCUAUCUUGGAUGAGAUGGCUUAUUGAGGCAUCCCAGAAGCUGCUGGAUCCUAUUUUUUCCCUACCCUGCAGUUUUUCUCCCAGGGUAGAACAUAGUCCACAAAACAGGCUUAGCCUGAACAGAGACUCUGCCAUUUUGACUUCCCAUGGAUUGACUAUACAAUCAUAUAGGAGAUUAGACACUUUGCCACUAAAGAGACAGCGCCGGAAUCGUCCUCCAGUAUUUUUUGGCUCAAAUAAUAGAGAUUCUUUCCCUGGCAGUAGACACUUACACCUUCAACAUAGUCAGCAAUACUCAGCUAGCAAAUCACCAGUGGUUAAAUCUUGGACCUUUCCUAUUGCCAAACCAUGGGAUCCUUCUGUGAUAGCUGAUCCCUGGAGUACCCCAAGAGCUGAUAUUUCUGAACCUUUGGGUCUUUCUGACCCCCAGAAUCGUCCAACAACUGGUAUACCUAUACCCUGGGACCUUCCUCAGAAAGAUGCAGUGAAACAUCAACAUAGAACUAUGACUGAGUCAGUAAGAUCUUGGGUUAAACAAUCAGUCAGUAUAAUUGGCCUUCAUACUCUACCACUAGUUAAUGCUGAUGAAACCUGGGUUCUGUUUUCAAGUGACAUAGGUGGAUCCCAGAUUCCUUCUGAGAUUACUACUGUCCAGUCUCAAGUGCAAGCUACUAAGAUUCCUUUUGAUGGUCAACUUCUAGCUAGACCCUGGCUAGAAAUCACCCCUGAUGUUGGACCUUGGACACAUAGUGUGCUAGAAAAAACAGGAACAGUGAUGCAGGUUCAAUCUAGUGAAGAGAAUGUUAGAACCCAAAUACACUAUGUAGCUGGUAAAGUUAACUCUGUUGUUAAACCUGUAACCUAUAACCAAUAUCCAUGGGUCCCUUUAAUAGAUAAUGAAAUUGAAUUCAAGACUCAUUCCACACUAAAUGCAAAUAGAUACCAAUAUCCAACAGUAACCCAUACCUUGGAACCUUGGUUCCAGCCAGGUCCAAAUAUAGUUGGAUUUCAAGAGCCUAUUGAAAAGACAAAUGAAUACUGGAUUCUCCCCGAACCUAAGUCAACUCAACUUUGGACUUACUCAGAGUUUAAUAUGCCCUUUUCUUUGGCGCCAUCUACAGGAAGUUCUGUUAUGUCUUGGGCCCAGUAUAAGGCAAGUGUAAUCAGACCCUCAAGUCAAAUGUAUAGUAUCAUGUUGAGCAAACAUGAUACUAUUACAAUCAAACCCCAGAUGAAGACUGAAUAUACAUCUUGGCUCUUGUUCAAUCCUAUUACUAAUCUAAUGAAGCCUUUAAUUCACUCUAAAGUUGAUAUGAUCAGAUCCCGAACUCAGUCUGAAGCUGACAUAGUCCAAACCUGUACUCAGUCAGAAACCCAAGCAGAAAGACCUUUUUCUCAGCUGAAAGCUGAUACAAUCAGACCAUGGUUACAGACCAAGACUGAAAUAAUCAUACCCUGGAUUCAGCCUAAAAUUCAAAUAGUCAGACCUAGAACUAAAGAAGAAAAAGGCAAACAUUGGACCCAACGAGAAGCAAAUACAAUUAGAUCUUGGUCCUCCAGCGAAAUUGAAACAAUCAGACCCUGGAAACAGCCUGAAGCUGAUAAAGCCAGAUCUUGGUUCUGGACUAAAUCUGAUCAAAUGAUACCGAGGACCAAGCCAGACCUUAAAACACGGCAUCCCUGGAUUCAGAAUGAUGUUAACAUGGUCAAACCAUGGAUUCAGUCUGAAGGUGGUGGCAUCCAAUCAUGGGCAAAGCCUGAAUCAUCUACAUUUAGUUUCUGGACACAAUCUAAGGUUGAUAUAGACCUACACUGGACAAGCCCUGAAACUGAUGCAGUCAGACAUUGGUUGCAGACACGAACUGAUAAGAUCAGAACCUGGAGCCAAAUUGACUCUCAGACAGACAUGUCCUGGUUUGAGCCUGAAGCUAAUAUAGUCAGAUCUUGGUUGCAUCCUCAAGUGGAUACAUUCAAACCUUGGACUGAAACAGAAUUUCAAAGAGCCCACUCCUGGACCCAACCUGAAGGUGAUAUAGCCAGACCUAGGACUCAGUCUGAGACUGAUAAUGUCAAACUUUGGUUCCACACACAAAUGGAGACGGUCAUACUGUGGACAGAACCAGUAAUGAAAACAGCACAUCACUGGAUACGGUCUGAAAUGGAAAGAGACAGUCCCUGGAACCAACCUGUGGAUGAUAAGGUAAAAGCCUGGGUACAGCGUGAUGCUAACACAGUCAGACUCUGGGAUGAACAAGAAGGCAAUAAUGUUAGGCUCUGGACACAGUAUGAAGCUGACCCAGUAAGACCCUGGAUUCAGCCAGAUAUUGGUAUGAUCAACACUGGGGCACAAAAUGAUGCAGAUACUUUAAUACCAUCGACUCAGGCUGAAUCUCUAGAAGUAAAUCCCUGGACACAGUCAGAAACUGAAACAGUCACACCAUCGAUCCAGAGUGAAACUCCAGCUGUAAAUUAUUGGAGACAGUUGUUAACUAAACCUGUCACAACGUGGGCAAAGACUGAAUUUCCAGGACAAAAGCUCUUGGCACAUCCUGCAUCUGAUACAGUAAUACAGAGGACUCAGGCUAUAUCUAUAGCAAUAAAUCCCUGGACACAGCCUGUAGCUGAUACAGUCACAUUGUGGGCCCAGGGUAAAACUUCAGAAAUAAAUCCCUGGACAAAAACUAUAGCUGACAUAGUGACAACAUUGACCCAGUUUGAAUCUCCAGUAGUAAAUCCCUGGAUACAGUUUGAAAGUGAUACAGCCAUACCACAAAGCCAAGUUGAAUCCCUAGCAAUAAGUCCUUGGACACAGUCUAAAGCUGAUGUAAUCACACCAUGGACCCACGGUGAGUCUUCUGCAGUAAUUCCUUGGACAGGCAUUAUAGCUGGGACAAUAACACAGUGGACCCAAGCUGAAUCUCCAGCAAUGAAUUCAUGGACACAGGCUAUAGAUGAUACAGCCACACUGUAUCUUCAGGCUGAGUCUCCUUUAUUAUAUUCCUGGAAAAAGUCUGAAAAUGAUGCAGUCAUAACAUGGACCCCAACAGAGUCUUUAGCACUAAAUUCCUGGAGACAGCCUGAAACUGAGAGUAUGUCAACAUGGACUGAGAGAGGAAAUCCAGAAGUAAGUCCUUGGGCACAAUCUGAAGUGAAUACAGUCACAACUUGGUCCCAGGCAGAGAUCUUAGGAAUAAAUUCCUCAAUACAACCUGUUGUGGACACAAUUCCGCCAUGGUCUCAGAUUGAAUCUCCAGCGAUAAGUACCUGGACAGAGGCUGAGAGUGGUACAGUCACAGCAUGGACUCAAGCAGAAUCUUUAGGAAAAACCUGGACUGAGGCUGCAGCUUCCUUGGUCACACUAUGGAGUCAGGAUGAAUCUCCAGCAGUGAAUCCAUGGACACAAUCCAUAGCCGAUGUAGACAUACUGUGGACUCCGGCUGAUUCUGCAGCUGUAACACCCUGGAUACAGCCUGUAUCUGAGAGUGUUAUACAGUGGACUCAAACUAAACCUCCAGCAAUAGAUGGAUGGGCACAGACUGUAUCUGACAUGGUCACACCUUGUACUGAAAUUCCAGAAUUAAAGACUGAGACAAAUCCUUUGAAAGACAUAAUAACACAGUGCACCAAUACUGACUCUCUAUCUGUGAAUCCCUGGGCAGAGGCUACAGCGGCAACAGUUACACCGUGGACCCAGACUGAAUCUCCAGCAAUGAAUCUCUGGACAGAGGUUGUGGCUGAAACAGACAUACCCUGGACCCUGACUGACUUCCCAUCAGUGAAUCCCUGGUCAGAGACUGCAACUGCCACAGUCAUACCCUGGACCCCGACUGAAUCUGCAGCAGUUAAUCCCUUGGCAGAGGCUGUAGCUGAAACAGACAUACCCUGGACCCCGACUGAAUCUGCAGCAGUUAAUCCCUUGGCAGAGGCUGUAGCUGAAACAGACAUACCCUGGACCCCAACUGCAGCAGUGAAUCCCUGGGCAGAGGCUGUAGAUGCCACAGUCAUGCCACAGCCUCAGACUGAAUCUCCACUAGUAAGCUGGACACAGUCUACAAUUUCCUCAGUCAUAUUCUGGAUGCAGUCUGAUUCUCUAGCAGUAAAUUCAUACACACAGAAUCUAAAUGAUACAGCAAAAUUGUGGACAAUGAUUAAAACUGAGUCUAAGCAACCCUGGAGAAUGCCUGAACCUAGUAUAUUUAGUAUUUUAUUGCAUCCGCAUAUUGAUACUACUCGAUCCUUGAUUACAGUUGAGAAUCAAGCUUCCCUUCUUUGGACACAUCCUGAGACUGAUAAUAUCAACUCAUGGGCCUUGUCUAAAUUUGGAACAUUUAUAUCCUGGGUAGUGCCCUUGCCUCAAGCAGCCAGACUCUGGCUCCACUCUGAAGCUGAUAUUAGCAGAUCUUGGUUGAAAACUGAAACAACAAGAAUAAGACCCUGGGACCUAUCAGAAUCUCAAACAGUGAAUACCUUGACUCAAUUUGGACCUGGUAGAGUGGAUCUCUUGGCUCAACCUGAGACUGCCACAAUCUUAUCAUGGGUUCAGACAAAAACGGGUGUAUUUCAUCCCGAGAACUGGUCUGAAGGAGACACAGUGAGAUCUUGGACCUUUUCUGAAGCAGAUAUAGUAAGACCAUGGAUCAAAAAUGAAGCUGGCAUAAUCAGUCUCUGGACUCAACCUAAAAGUAGUACUUUCAGACCUUGGGCCCAGCCUGAAUCUGAAACAGUGAGGCCCUGGACACAAUCUGAAGCUAAUAUGUUUACACUAUUGCCCCAGUCUGAAAUGCAAGCAGCGAAACCCUUGACCGUGACCGACAUUAAUAUGGUCAGAUGUUGGUUCCAGACUCAGUUUGGUGCAAUAAGACAUGGCACUCAACCUCAAUCUCAAAUAGCUACUCCCAGGAUCCAACCAAAAUGGCAAAGAGCCCACCCCUGGAUCCAGCACAAAGCUAAUACAGUCAGAUCUUGGAUUCAUCCUGAAGGUGAUUUAGCCCAACUCUGGACCCAAACUGAAAGCAACACAGCCAGACUCUGGACCUAUCAUGAAAAAUCAUGGACCCAGCCUGAACUACAAUUUGUCAGUUCCUGGACUGAAGUGGAUACAGUCACAUUUUGGUACCCAAUGCAAAAUGGUACAAUUAGGCCCCAGUACCAAUUUGAAUCUCAAAUGCCGUGUUCCUGGACUCAAAAUGAAGUUGGUAUAAUCAUCCCUUGGACUCAGUAUGAAAGUAAUUCAAUCAGAUCCUGGACCAAACUUGAAACUGCUACAAUUCAACCCUGGAUCCACCUUGAAGCUGCUGCAAUCAGAUCGUGGACCUUGGCUGAAACUUUAAAAAUCUACCCCUCAACCCAGGUGGAUACUAAUACAGUAAUAAGACAUUGGUUUCAGACUCAAGUAGAUUCAGUCAGACCUUGGAAUCUGCAGAAAGCUAAUACGGCUAGACCCAGUACCCAGCCUGAAACUGAAACACUCCAUAUUUGGUCACAGACUGAAAGACAAGUAGUAAAACCUAUAACUUUAUCUGAAGUUGAUACAAUUACUCCUUUGUUACAGACUCAAAGUAAUACAACUAGACCCUGGAUUCAACCUGACUCUCAGACAGACAGUCUCUUGACCCAGACUGACAUUUCUGUAGUUCACCCCUGGACUCAGCAAGGAGCUGUUACAAAUCAACCUUGGUUGUACCCUGAAACCCAAGCAGUCAAACCCUGGGUCAAUAUGGAAGCUGAUACAGUCAGAUCUUGGUUCCAUAUUCAAAUGAAUAAAGUCAUACCAUGGACCCAUUCAGAAUUUCAAGUAUUCAGUCCUUGGAUCUACUCUGAAGUUGGCAUAGUUAAGUCUUGGAUACAGACUGAAACCCAAGAAGGCAGGCUCUGGGCCCACCCUGAAACUGACAUUAUUGCAUCCUCCACUAUACAUAAAUCUGACAAAGUCAAAACAUGGAUCCCACAUGAAAAAGAAAUAAAGCCUGACGGCCAUUAUAAAGCUGAUAUAAUUUCAUCAUUUGUUCCUCUUGAAGCUGAGCCAGAUAGAGCAACUCCAUUAACUAGUCAAUUUGGCUCCUGGUCUGAACGUGUACCUUUUUUACAAACAGAAAGUAUCCUUUCCGCAGAUCAGUAUUUUAUAAUAGCUUUGUCAACUGAGAUACCUGCAACAGAAAGCCAAGAUCAAAUCCAUUCUCUCCUACCUAGUGAGCUUACAAACAUUCUCCUUCUUACCCUUUCAAGCACCUGGCUUCCUGGAAGAGUCAAUUAUCUGAACUUUAGCAGUAACUUACAAAUCACCAAAACAAAAGGAAGCCCUGAUGUCUCACCUAAUUUUCUUAGCACUCUUUAUCCAUCUUUUUCCUUUCUCGUUCCUUGUUCUCUGCCAACUGCAUGUACUUUGUCCCCUUCCUGUUCGUUGCUUUUUUCUUGCACAUUUCCUUCAUCCUGUAUUUUCCCUUAUUGCUCCAUUCUUUCUCCUACGGCCUUCUCUCCUGUCCUUUUGACCUUAGCCUCUUCUGAUAAUUCUCCCCAGAAACUAUCUACCUCAAAAUUUACUGAGGAGACCAUUCUUUCUCAUGGUUUGUCAUCCCUGCGUGCUGCUCCAAUCACACUUUUAACAAAGCAACCUUAUCAGACGCCUGGAUCUGAAUUUGAAACUAAGUCUAAACAGCCUGAACAAGAGCCUCUCAAGAAUUCAGAACUCAAUGUUUCCUUGGCUGAGUGUCAUCUGGGUUUGGUCUGGAAAGAGAGUCUCCAGGCUUUCUGGCUCUUCAAGACAGCUGUUAUUUCUCAUGAAACCACAGAGUGUGGCUUACGCCCUGGCCUCGUGCCUCAUUGUCCCAACUGCUGGGAGGCAGAAGUUGGUGAAUUCCCUUGGAUGGUUUCAUUGCAACUCUCUUUCUCUCAUUUCUGUGCUGGUUCUAUACUGAAUGAACAGUGGAUCCUUACCACAGCUAGAUGUGCGAAUUUCAUAAAAAACUCAGAAGCCCUGGCCCUGGUCCAGGUGGGACUUAUUGAUCUUCAGGAACCUACUCAAGCUCAGACUGUAGGCAUUCACCGCGCCAUGCCGUAUGUAGGCCCUAAGGGACCUUUGGGACCUGGGCUAAUCUUCCUGAAGCAGCCACUGCAUUUUCAACCACUGGUGCUUCCUAUCUGCCUGGAGGAGAGCCUGGAGCAAGAGAAAAAUAUACAACUGUAUGACUGCUGGCUACCCAGUUGGUCCCUUAUGAGGGGAAGUCCCGGAAUUCUGCAGAAAAGGCACCUAAGCAUCCUGAAAGUCAGCUCUUGUGCCCAAUUUUGGCCCAAGCUAAAUGAAUUCACUUUCUGCGUUGAAGCCAAGAAAGCUGUGGGGGAGGCUGGCUGUAAGGGUGACCUGGGGGCACCUCUAGUGUGCCAUCUGCAACAAAAGGACAUAUGGGUGCAGGUGGGAAUCUUGAGUAACUUUGAUGAACAUUGCACAAAGCCCUACGUCUUCAGCCAAGUGAGCCCUUUCCUUUUCUGGCUCCAAGGAGUUACACGGCCCAGCCAUGCACCCUGGUACCAGCAAGGGCCAAUGACUACUUCUGCUUCCAUCUCCCUUUCAGUCUCUACCUCUACGAAUGCGUCAGGUGUUACCUCCACUACUGCUUCUAUUCGGCCACACUUCAUCUCUCUGCCACAGCCUCAGACUUUGGCAGAUCGGAUUUCUCUGCGGUAUGCCAUGCCUUGGCAGGCCAUGAUCAUUAGCUGUGGCAGUCAAAUUUGUAGUGGUUCUAUUGUUAGCAACUCUUGGGUUCUCACUGCUGCCCACUGUGUCAGGAAUAUGAAUCCUGAAGACACUGCUGUAAUACUGGGCCUGAGGCACCCUGGGGCACCUCUGAGAGUUGUUAAGGUAUCUACUAUUCUACUGCAUGAAAGAUUCCGGUUGGUGAGUGGGGCAGCAAGAAAUGAUCUAGCAUUGCUGCUCCUUCAAGAAGUCCAGACUCCCAUUCAGCUCUUGGCACCUUUGGGCCAUAUGAAAAACCUGAACAGCUCCGAAUGCUGGCUUUCUGGGCCACGAAUUCUUAAACCAGGGCAGACAGAUGAGAACCCAGAAAUGUUACAGAUGCAGGUGACAGGAGCUUCAAGCUGUGCAUACCUUUACCCUGAUAUAGGCAGUUCUUCUGUCUGCUUUAUGACUGAGGCCAAAGGCUCUGUCACAAAUGUGGAGCCAGUGAGUCCAGGCAGUGCUGUUAUGUGCAGACCAAUAUCUGGCAAUGGCAGCUGGAGACAAAUAGGCCUCACAAGUCUGAAGGACCUAGCUACCAUUGUGAGGCCAUACUUCUCCUGGAUAUUAACCACCUCUGCAAAAGCUGGUCAUCCCAUAAACCAGGCCCUCAUGCCUUGGAUGGAAAAGCCCAAGUCAGCUGGACUUCUAAAACAGCCAAACACACUGUCAUUUUCUUGUGUAAUGAUUAUUGUACUUCAGAGUCUUUUGUAAUCCAGUGACUAUGAAAGGCAUUGCUGGUAUUUUCAAAAUGUGUAACAUGAGACAUAAGUAACAUAUAGUCAAAAACAAAUUCAUGCAUGAUUGGAUCUUCUAGAUAUUCUUUUAAUAAAGACACUCUAGGUCAA